UUGGUUUUGAAUUCCAACCUAUAUGUACAUAUAAGCCGGUAAUCUGCAUUGUACUUAAGUACAACGCUUGGCAUCUUGGCCCUUUAUCGCGUUAGUAAUACUUGACUAAUGUCAAUUUCUAAUGUUUUUUUUGAAUGAUAAGCGGGCACACUUUUUUCGUCUCGUUACUACAGUAACUGAAUCUCAAAUAGUGUCGUGCAGGUUGUAACUAAGGUAUCAAAAGACAAUCAUCAAAAAUGGAUAAUUUUGAUGCUGAUCAAAAGUCCAAGGACUUGGAAAAGGAGUAUCUUGAUUUCUUAGAUGACCAGGAAGAUCAAGGUAUAUACACAAAUCUAGUGAAAAAUAUGAUUGAGGAGAAAAAAUAUCGCUUGAUUGUAAAUGUUAAUGACUUAAGAAGAAAAAACCCAGCUCGCGCUACAGAUUUAUUGAACAACUCUUUCGAAGAAAUAGUGCCCUUUCAAAGAGCAUUGAAACUAUUUGUAUCAAGCAUCGAGCCAGACUAUGCUAAGGGACAGGUAGAAUUUUUUAUAGGCCUUGAGGGUAGCUUUGGCAAUAAACAUACUACACCUAGGACACUAACUUCAAGAUUCUUAGGUAACAUAGUGUGCGUCGAGGGAAUUGUUGUUACAUGUUCACUUGUUAAAGUUAAAGUGUUGAGGAGUGUUCACUAUUGCAGUGCAACAAAAAGUACUGUUGAAAGAGCAUACAGCGAUUUAACUUCUUUUGAUGCAUUUCCUGCCUCAAGUGUGUAUCCUACUCAGGAUGAAGAUGGAAAUCCACUAGAAACAGAAUACGGCAUAUCAACUUACAGAGAUCACCAAACCAUUUCUAUUCAAGAGAUGCCAGAAAAAGCUCCAGCAGGACAAUUGCCUCGCAGCGUUGAUGUUAUUUGUGACGAUGAUUUAGUUGAUCAGUGUAAGCCAGGUGAUCGUGUUCAAAUUAUUGGAAAUUAUCGCUGUCUUCCAGGCAAAAAAGGAGGCUACACUACGGGCGCUUUCAGGACUAUUUUGAUAGCUAACAACAUUUCUCAACUGAGCAAAGAGUCAACGUUGAGUAUUUCACACGAUGAUGUGACAAUGUGUAAAAAGUUUGCCAAAAAUAAUCCACAGAAAAAUAUUUUUGAACUUUUGAGCAAAUCUCUUGCUCCUUCUAUUCAUGGUCACGAAUAUGUCAAAAAAGCAAUAUUGUGUCUAUUAUUGGGUGGCAACGAAAAGAUUCUUGCGAACGGUACCAGACUAAGAGGGGACAUAAAUGUUUUGUUGAUCGGGGACCCGUCCGUAGCAAAAUCACAGUUGCUGCGCUACGUGCUAAACAUCGCGCCUCGUGCUAUAACGACCACUGGUCGUGGUUCAUCUGGGGUUGGCCUGACAGCUGCCGUGACAGCGGACACAGAGACUGGAGAACGCAGACUGGAAGCUGGUGCCAUGGUGCUGGCCGAUCGAGGUGUCAUUUGCAUUGACGAGUUUGAUAAGAUGUCGGAUAUCGACAGGACAGCCAUACACGAGGUCAUGGAACAAGGCAAAGUCACCAUUGCCAAAGCAGGCAUUCAAGCUAGUUUGAAUGCACGGUGUUCUGUACUAGCAGCUGCCAAUCCCGUUUAUGGCCGAUAUAACCAAUACAAAUCUCCAAUGGAAAAUAUUGGUCUACAAGAUUCGCUUCUCUCACGUUUCGAUCUACUAUUUGUCAUGCUGGACACCAUAGACGCAGAGACUGACCAUAUAAUCGGCGACCACGUCGUUAGGAUGCACAGAUAUCGAAAUCCAUCGGAGCAAGAAGGCGAAGUUUUGCCUUUUAAUACUGGAUUAGAUUUCUUAAGUACAAGAAAUCCCGAUGCCGACGAAAUGCAAGAAGAAGAAACCCAAAUUUUUGAAACAUACGAUUCUCUUUUGCAUGGUCUGUCGCGUAAAAAAAGCGAUCAAAUACUCACGAUCAACUUUAUGAGAAAAUACAUACACAUUGCUAAGUGCAUGAAGCCUAAGUUAACCGAAGAGGCUCGAGAGUGUAUUGCCGAUGAAUAUGCGCGUCUUAGGUCGCAAGAAAAUUUAGAUUCCGACGUGGCUAGGACGCAACCAGUAACUGCACGCGCAUUGGAAACGUUGAUUCGCUUGUCAACAGCUCACGCGAAAGCUCGUCUCUCAAAGUCUGUUAUGAUGGAAGAUGCUCAAGCGGCCAUUGAAUUAGUGCAGUACGCAUAUUUCAAGCGAGUCUUGGAGAGAGAAAAAAAGAAACGACGAAGGAAAGACAGUGAUGUUGACACCGAUGAAGAUAAUAUUGAAGAUGAGGUUGAGGUAAGAAAGAGCAAGCGUACGAAGGUAGUUAGUACCUCACAAGAUGAACAGGGCGACGAUCCUUUCGCUUAUGUUGAAGAUGAGAGCAUUCACGGAGAUAUCCCAAGUCUUCGUGAAAUUUCUGAAGAGAGACUUCAAGUAUUUAGAAAAUUCCUGUCUGAACUGUUCAAAAGUAAGAAUUCGGAUAAUUUGCCGAAACAGCUGGUCUUUGAUGAAAUCAGUAAACAAAAAGUCACUCCUUUCACGGUCAGGGAAGUUAAAUUAAUCCUUCAAAAAAUGACUGAUGAAAACCAAAUUAUGAUCACCGAUGAUGAUGGUAUGAUCCAGUUAAUUUAAAUUACCUAAUCAAUACGGCAACGAAAACAUGUUCGCAUAUAAAGUCUUGAAUUUUUUAAUUUUGUACAAUUACUGCAAGCUAUAUAAAUAAAUUUGUUAAAUGUAUUUAUAUCAACCAAUAGAAGUAAUCUCUGUUUUUUCUUAUA
Molecule: messenger RNA, 2770 nt
Organism: Copidosoma floridanum
Lineage: Eukaryota; Metazoa; Arthropoda; Insecta; Hymenoptera; Encyrtidae
Gene: Mcm3
Product: minichromosome maintenance 3
Biological process (GO): DNA strand elongation involved in DNA replication; double-strand break repair via break-induced replication; mitotic DNA replication initiation
Cellular component (GO): nucleus; MCM complex
Molecular function (GO): ATP hydrolysis activity; single-stranded DNA helicase activity; single-stranded DNA binding
Source: RefSeq, a predicted model, not a curated record